Messenger RNA from Thermochaetoides thermophila DSM 1495, 963 nucleotides. Its product is annotated as cell division control protein 2-like protein. The coding region runs from base 1 to 963 and encodes 320 amino acids. The record is from RefSeq and is a predicted model, not a curated record. The transcript is spliced from 3 exons. NCBI's taxonomy places the organism in Eukaryota, Fungi, Ascomycota, Sordariomycetes, Sordariales, Chaetomiaceae. Gene Ontology annotation, biological process: signal transduction; protein phosphorylation; regulation of G2/M transition of mitotic cell cycle. Gene Ontology annotation, cellular component: cyclin-dependent protein kinase holoenzyme complex; cytoplasm; nucleus. Gene Ontology annotation, molecular function: ATP binding; cyclin-dependent protein serine/threonine kinase activity; cyclin binding.
AUGGAGAACUACCAGAAACUUGAAAAGAUCGGCGAGGGCACCUAUGGCGUCGUCUACAAGGCCCGCGAUCUCGCCAAUGGCGGCCGUAUCGUGGCCCUGAAGAAGAUCCGCCUCGAGGCCGAAGACGAGGGCGUCCCGUCGACCGCCAUCCGCGAGAUCUCGCUGCUCAAGGAAAUGCGCGAUCCCAACAUUGUCCGCCUGCUCAACAUUGUCCACGCCGAGGGUCAUAAGCUGUACCUCGUCUUCGAGUUCCUCGACCUUGACCUCAAGAAGUAUAUGGAGGCCCUGCCCGUGGCCGAAGGCGGUCGCGGCAAGUCACUGCCGGAGGGAACCAACGCUGAGCUUAGCCGUCUCGGCUUGGGCGAUCAGAUCAUCAAGAAGUUCAUGAGCCAGCUGUGCGAAGGCGUUCGCUACUGCCACAGUCACCGGAUCCUGCACCGCGAUCUGAAACCUCAGAACUUGCUGAUCGAUCGUGAGGGCAACCUCAAGUUGGCCGAUUUUGGUCUCGCCCGCGCCUUUGGCGUCCCGCUGCGCACAUACACUCAUGAGGUUGUUACUCUGUGGUACCGUGCUCCGGAGAUUCUGCUCGGUGGUCGCCAGUACUCGACUGGUGUCGACAUGUGGUCGGUCGGCUGCAUCUUCGCCGAGAUGUGCACACGCAAGCCUCUGUUCCCUGGAGACUCUGAGAUUGACGAGAUCUUUAAGAUCUUCCGCCUGCUCGGCACCCCUACUGAGGAGAUCUGGCCCGGCGUUACGAGCUAUCCCGACUUCAAGCCGACCUUCCCCAAGUGGGUUCGUGACCACUCGGUUCCCCUGAUCCCGAACCUCGACGAGACCGGUCUCGACCUCCUUGAGAUGAUGCUUACCUACGACCCGGCCAGCCGCAUCUCGGCCAAGCAGGCCUGCAACCACCCCUACUUCGAGGACUACCCCCGCCCGAACUAUGACCGCUACCACAACUAG